GUCACUUAUGUCAAUUUUUGUUGGGUUUCGGGAUCGGGGUUUGUGAGCUUUUGCCACCUUUUGCUAAAGUUGGUGGUUCUGCAGCCUGUUCUAGUAAAUUUGUAUUUUUACAAUAUGUUAAAAAUGUCAGUGUUAGUAAUUCAUUUACAAUAUUUGUAUUAACUAAAAUUAAAAUGUUUAUUCGAACUUUAAAAGUAACUCUGCUAAAAUUCAAAGAAACAAUCCAAAUGGUAUGCAACAAAACUGAACUAUUGUAGAUAUUUUUGGUACGGUGCACGUUCUGGAAAAAAUGUAGUAUUGAAAAUUGUAAAUGUUUUCAACAUUCAUGGCAUUGUCCCAAAUUUUAAUAAAUUGUUCAGAAUGUUGCUAAUGUUGCUGCAGGUAAAACUAGUAGCACAAUGACCAGUUUUGAGAAUUCGGAUAAAUAUGUUUCUUAUCCAGUAGAAGUUAAUGAGAAGAAAACUGUACAACUUGAACCAUUUCAAAGUAUUCCUACUGAAAAUAGCCAACAUUCCAAUCAAGGUGUGAAUUACAAGUCGGACAAGCAAUUAUUGGUUUAUAACAAUUCAAAAUUUUUAGAGAAAAGUAAUUCUACAGUUACAGCUAUUGAUGAUAUUCCACAAUUGCAAAAACUUGAAAUAUCAGAUGGAAUUCCAGAUCCUAUUAUUGCUAUAAACACUACAGAUAAUGGUGAUAGUGGCUCAAUUGAUAAUCUUGCUGCUGAAAAUACAUUCAUAGAAGUUCUUUGCAACAAAAUGGACACAUUUAAUGAAGCAUCAACUGAUCCGGCCCUUAUGAAGAAUUCAUCAACCGACGAUUCAACAGACUUUGAUGUCUCGUAUUCGGAUUCUUCACCUCCCGUUGAAAGUGAUCAUGGAAUCGGGAGCAGCACUGUUAUUGAUCAGUCUCGUCAAUCAAUUGACAGUAAACUAGAACAUGAGAUUGAACGAUUGAACUGGCGGAUAAUGGAACUGGAAAAGGAAGCUUCACAUGAAGUUUGCCAGACUCGAGUGAAUGGGAUGGAGAGAUCGAUUGAACAACUAAAGCUGGAGAUCGAAUUGAGUCGACAGGAACAUUCAUUGACAACUCGCCAGUUUGCGAUCAAUAAGCUUGAAUACGAAAAGCAGAUUGAACAUUUGAAAAGAGAAUGCGAUUCGGCGAACAAAGAGAAAGAAGCGGCAGUCGUGCGUUAUGCAGUCGGCGAAAUGGAAGUGAUCACACAGAAAAAAGAGAGAGAAGGAUUUGAGAAGAAAUUGAAAGAAUGCAACAAAGAGAAAGAAGUACUCAUCAACAAAAUCAAAGUUCUAACAUCUGAAAAAAUAGAAUUAGUCAAAUACUCGAUAAUAAGCAUUGCUGCUAUCACUGAAAGGUGCACAGAACUGUCGACAGCUCAAAAGGAAGUGGAACAUAUGAAAGAUGAAAUGACAAAUCGUGAUAUUAAAUUGAAGUGGGUGCAGAAUAAAUUAAAAUCUGAAACUGAAGGUCGCAAGGAAGCUGAGGAAAAACUUGAUGAAAUUAAUGCUAAGGUUCAGUCGUCUCUACAAGAAGCUGAGAAAGCCAAACAGGAUGCUCUAGAGACUAUUCGACAAUUUCAAGAUUCUGAGGAAAACAAAGCCUUUACUCUAGGUCAAAAACUGAAGGAAGAGCAGGUGCAACUCAUGCUUGUGCAGCACGAAAAAGAAGACCGCGAACGCACCAUCCAACACUUGCACAGCGAAUUGCAAGUUUGUCGAGCAGAACUGCAGAGCACCGUCGAUGAGAACACCUCUUUGUCAGUCAAGAUUCAGCAACUAGAAAAAGAGCGAUUGGAGUACGAGCAAAAUAUCAAUCAGCUGAAAAGGUUGACUGACUCUCAAAGUCAAAUAAUUGUUGAGCUUCAAGCUUCUGUCCAAGAGAUGGAAUCUCUGCGAGCUAGAUUACAAUGUGAACAGGAGAGACUGGCCAGCAAUCAGAGUGAGAUGGAGCGGCUGAGACAGAGCAACAGCGACCUGAUUCAGGACAUGGAGAGCUGCAGGAAGCGUGAGGAGGAUAUGCUCGAAUUCACGCAGAAGUUGACGGCAAAAAAUGUGCGCUUGCAGUCUGAGUUCACGGUGGUUGAGGCCAGGGCUCAGCAGCUCGAGUUCGAGAAAGACCCCAUGCAGAAGCAGGUCGACGAGUUGCAAGCAAAGGUGUCUGCGCUUAGCAAAGAACUUUCGGAAGAGAAGACUGAGAGAGCUGAAGAGAGCAAAGUGUUGGCGAGGCAUGUAGCGGAGAAGACAACUCGGGUCAAAACACUUGAAUCGCAGAUUGACGACCUCACCAAUGAGGCUCAGAUCGUCAAAAGAAAGAAUGCAGCUACUCUCAGGGAGCUUAAUCGGGAAUUGGCGCAGUUGCGGAAGCGAGCUGUGGAGCUUCCUGUCGAUAGUGGCAGUGGAUCGCCGACCAGUUCAUGCACAUCACUCAAUGAGCAUCCUUCCUCCACUCCCAACAAUAUCUCUCUACAGAUGAAUUCGAAUUCCCAGAUGCUGAUCGAAAGGAUAGCGAAAUUGCAGAGAGAAAACGCAAAAGCCAUGGAAAAGAUAGACUUUCUAGAAGAACACACUAGAACUUUGGUGGAGGAGCUGCAGAAGAAAUCUCGUGUCCUCCAAAGCUAUAUACUAAGAGAAGAGGCUGGUGCUCUCUCGUCUAGAUCAAUGGAUUUGAACAAGACUGUACUUAAAGGAUGGUCUAAACUCAAAACCAAGGCUGAGCUUUCCAAGCACGGAGGAAUAAUGGCGUCAGUCUACGGCUCAAAAUCACUCGACGAGCAUAUGACAUUGGAACUGAGCUUGGAAAUCAACCGAAAAUUACAAGCUGUUCUAGAAGAUACUCUUCUCAAGAACAUCACUUUAAAGGAAAAUAUUGAUACAUUAGGAGAUGAGAUUGCCCGGCUGAGCCAUUCUAAGAGACUUCAGUCAUAGCAGAUGCAAACAAAGAGUACCCUUCACCCUCAUCAGUUGAUUUCAUGCGAUUCGCGGACAGUACAUACAUGAAUACUCAUUAACCUUUCGGCAGUCGCGCUGUAGUAAAAAGUACAACAGUAUCAGCUUUUUUGCUGCACAGUUGAAUGGGGUGGUGUCAGUGAAUGAGUCACCUAUGUAUUCCAAAACUUUCCCCCCAUCACUCCACUGAUUGCAGUAUCAACCGAGCAAUGGUUCAGUCUGUAGGUGCCAUUUAACCGCGACAGUGCAUAAGUAGCACUGUGCAUUCGAUAGGGAAAGACUGUAUACGGGGACUGUAAACGAACCAAUAACACAGAAUUGAUGGCUUUGCUUGAUGUACCUUAUUGGGCUAUGAAUUAGUAAUCAUCCUAAUGUUUAUAGGCUUAAAAUAAUUCAAGAAGAUGGAAAAAGUAAUUAUACAAUAAUUAAUUAAAAAUUUUUGACAGUAAACAGAGUACAUAACACAUGGAAAAUUGGAUGUUGUAAAAAAUACAACACGCGACUGCUCGUAAGAAUAGAGCACGACUAACGGAAGGUUAAAUCAAUUACCGUAAAUUUGGCACUGAAAACUUGAUUAUCAAGUGCAGGAUUUAAUUUCAUGUUGAACCUCCAAUUCUUUGUUUCAAGUUUAGGCCUACUACUCCAUACGUAUGCAUAAGUUUAUUGUUAAUGAAACAUAUUUUUGAUAUUACACAAGUUUAAAAAGCAGUACAGUAAUUUAUAUAGAAAAUGUAUUUACCGUAUUAGUAUUUCAAUAAUUUACUGUAUGGUAGCCUUCUUCAAAAUAUUCUUUAUGAAACAAUAACAUUCAAUUGUAUGUUGCAAAUUACAUUAAACUACCUAUCUAUUGA
This is a messenger RNA of Nilaparvata lugens (brown planthopper), 3811 nucleotides long. RefSeq names its product coiled-coil domain-containing protein 186 (gene Golgin104). Lineage: Eukaryota; Metazoa; Arthropoda; Insecta; Hemiptera; Delphacidae. The coding region runs from base 399 to 2939 and encodes 846 amino acids. Gene Ontology annotation, molecular function: small GTPase binding. The record is from RefSeq and is a predicted model, not a curated record. Gene Ontology annotation, biological process: vesicle cytoskeletal trafficking. Gene Ontology annotation, cellular component: trans-Golgi network. The transcript has 17 exons.